AUGAUGAGCAAGCGUCUAUUUGCGCGUGUCUUGCAACAGAGACAUAGCCCAUUCUCAAAGCAGGUGCGCGCACUCAGUCUACUUGAGUAUCGUUCCCAUAAGCUUCUCAAAGACUUCGACAUUCCCGUGCCCCGUGGAUUUGUUGUGGAAAGCCCUCAAGAUGCCAAGUCAGUAGUAGCGGAGAUUGGUGCCCCGUCAGUUCUCAAGGCUCAAGUACUUGCCGGCGGGCGAGGCAAGGGAAAGUUCAAUAGUGACAACAAAGGAGGAGUUCGCAUCGUCCAAUCACCCAAGGAAGCAUUGAAAAAUGCCAGUAAUAUGCUUGGAUAUUACCUCACAACGAAACAAACACCGUCGGGUGGUCUGCUAGUGAACAAAUUAUAUAUAUACAAGGCAGUUGAUGUUGCAAAGGAAUUCUACCUUGCCGUGACCUUUGACCGCGAACGGUACAGCCCAGUACUCCUGGUCUCUGGUGAUGGAGGAGUCGACAUCGAAUCCAACAUGGACAAUUUACAUCAGUUCUGGUUCCAGCUCUCCGAAGGAGUCACUCCCGAGAUUAUCGCUAGCAUCCAGACUCUUCUGCACUUCAACUUUCACGAGAUGGACAUUCUCCGGCCGCUAAUCUACCAGAUGGUAACCCUAUUUCAAGAAAAAGACGCCACUCUAAUUGAGCUCAACCCGCUCGUCCAGACUGCGGAAGGAGACUUUGUCUGUCUGGACGCCAAGUUCACCUUUGACAACGCGGCUCAAUUCAGACAGAAUGAGAUAUUCAGUCUUGCAGAGCGGUCUCCAGAAGAGGAGGAGGAACACGAUGCAGCCAGGCUGGGUCUCUCCUACGUUCGGUUAGAUGGCAAUAUCGGGAAUAUUGUCAAUGGUGCAGGUCUGGCGAUGGCGACAAACGACCUCAUCAGUAUAUAUGGGGGAAAGUGUGCGAAUUUCCUGGAUAUUGGAGGAGGUGCUACCAAGGGGACGCUUUCGAAAGCGUUUGAGAUUUUGAAAAAGGAUGCUCGGAUAAGAGGAAUUUUGAUCAACAUAUAUGGUGGGAUUGUGCGUUGUGAUAUGAUUGCCGAGUCUAUUAUUGCUGCAGCCGCGGAAAUGGACGGGUUCAACAUCCCUGUGGUGGUUCGUUUGCAGGGGACAAACAGCGAUAAAGCGUUGAAGAUGAUCUCAAAAGCUGACUUGGAUAACUUGACUGUGGAUGCGGACUUUGAGUCUGCUGCUCAGAGGAUUGUUCAUCUCACAGCCUGA
Molecule: messenger RNA, 1245 nt
Organism: Penicillium riverlandense
Lineage: Eukaryota; Fungi; Ascomycota; Eurotiomycetes; Eurotiales; Aspergillaceae
Product: succinate--CoA ligase subunit beta
Exons: 7
Coding region: 1-1245 (414 amino acids)
Biological process (GO): succinyl-CoA metabolic process; tricarboxylic acid cycle
Cellular component (GO): mitochondrion; succinate-CoA ligase complex
Molecular function (GO): metal ion binding; succinate-CoA ligase (ADP-forming) activity; ATP binding
Source: RefSeq, a predicted model, not a curated record